AUGACCCCGAGUCCCGACUCCUCAACAGGGUUGAAAUCGCCGGAAUUACACUCCCUAGAGCCACCAGACGGUCGCAUUGCUCACACAUUAACAGCCUGCACAAGGUGUAGACAGCGAAAGUCCAGAUGUGACCCCGGGAUUCCGCGAUGUGCGCCCUGCGAACGAAGCAAUGCCAAGUGCGUGUAUUAUGACUCGGCCCGAGACAGAACCAUACCUCGAACCUAUAUCGUAUCGCUCAGAGAGAGAGCCCGGGCCUUAGAAAAAGAGCUUGCCGAAGCUGAGAACGAGAUACAACAUGCUGCCGAUGCCGAGUUGAUGGUGCGGGGCGCCGGGCGCAUCCGGUUUAAGGAGAAUGAUGAGCCGCGAUAUCUCGGUGCCUCGAGUGGCAUCGCCAUGACUCGUUUGGUCAUGGAGAUGGCCAAGCAAAACACCGACUCCAAAAGUAUCAAGGAUGUUGUCCCCGAAUUCACCGCACAAGAGAUCAAAGAUGCGUUCGCCGAAGAAGACUCGAAACCGACAUCAAAAGUCUAUCCCAUGAUAAGCUCGAUCCCGCAACCCAACCUACCUCCAAAGGCCCUGACCUAUAAAUUGAUUGAUCUUUUUGUGGCCAAAGCACAAGCGCUACUUCCUACCCUGCACGAGCCCACAUUUCGACAAGAGGUUGAGGAGGUGUUCAAUGGCUCAACAGAUCCCUGCAAAAAUUUCCAACUGCGGAUGGUCAUCGCCAUCAGCAUGCAGAAGAUGAGUACAGAAUAUGCUGGUCUCGCUGAUAGUUAUUAUCUUGCGGCCUUGCCCUACCUGGAACCUACGCUGAAACGAUUGGACUUGGGGGCUCUACAAUGCCUUGUGCUCAUUGCCUCAUAUUCAAUGGUCACGCCCACUCGCACAGCUGCGUACUGGGUCGUGGGGACGGCUGCCAAACUUUGUCAGGAUUUGGGAUUGACCGAAGAAGCCACUGUCACCAAAUCACCUUGUGGGAAACCACUGAAUCCGUUGGAGAUUGACAUGCGACGAAGGUUAUUUUGGAUCGUCUCGUCAAUGGAGUUCGGUCUUUCCCAUAGUCUGGGUCGGUGCAGCAGUUACUGCGUCAGCCACGACCAUAUCAAUGUGAAAUUCUUUGAACUAGUGGAUGACCGGUACAUCACCGCCGAGGGCAUCACCCCUGGAGCGAAACCCGUUCUAGCAAAAUGUAUUGCGGUUCACUUUUUCAAAAUGCGACUGCUCCAAUUGGAGCCCAGAAGAAUGCUCUACUCUAACAGACGGGAGACCCCAGUUGAUGAUCAGGACCCAUGGUUUUCUCAAAUGUUGGCCAAAAUUGACCAUUGGAUGGCCACUACUCCCAAGAACGAUGAUGGCAGUGGGCUGAAUGUGAAAUGGUUCCAAGGGAGACGGAACACCAUCAUUAUUCUCAUGUAUCGUCCCUCACCACAAAUCCCCGAGCCAACAGUCAAUGCCGCCAAAAUCUGUUACGACGCGGCCAUCUCCAAUAUCGCUAUGCAUAAGGAACAGAUGAUCACCGGAUCUGUCGACCUGACAUGGGUGUUUGUGCAAGCUCUCUUCAUGGCUUUAAAUACUGUUCUCUGGACCCUCUCAUACCCCGAAAUUCGAAAAGAGCAUACCAUUGAGGAAGUCCAAGGACACCUGGAUAUGGCCCUUGAAGUGAUUGUAUUUUCCGCCGAGCGUUGGCCAGGUGUUCAAUCUGCCUUUCUUCUUUACAGGCGCCUUGUUGCUGCGUGCUUGAAAGCGUACAGGACUGAAGAAUCGUUUGUCGUACACUCGCCUUCUAAUCAUCCAACGCCAACCUCCUCGCAGGGCAUGACCCCUCCAGCGAUGUCCAGCCCAUCGGGCAGUACGCCUGCCUCAUAUUAUUCCAACAAUCACCGUGGCGGCAACCUAUCAAUCGGCGAUACCGCCUCAAACGGUACCUACUCCAGAGGACAAUCGGCUGAUCCUACAUUCACUCAAGAAUCAACCCCACCUGCAGUGGCCCCUGGACCGUCCAAAGAACCACCAAUGCCAUCGGUUUCCUCUGCAUUUGACAUGCAGCCACCACUUACAGCCCAGAGUGUGGCACCACAUUAUACAUCAGAAACCUACGUGGGGCCGACGCUCUAUCCUGAUAUAUCAAUCGACCCAAACACCCCUUAUAACACGAUACCUUCGGUUGUGCCCGGCCUGCAAGGCUGGGACCCCAAUUUCUCACUGGCCUCAACAACCGCGGGUCAUUUGGCAUACACCGAUGCGACCGUCGAUCCCAUGAACUGGUCCACCAUUGGAGACCAGUACUCUCAAUACUUUAAUGAGCCAUUCCCGGUACCCUCAUGGCGUGAACGCACCCUCAGCCAACAAGAGCAAAUCGAGCUUCUGGCUUCCCUCGAACACAAUAUACCCGAUGUAUCUGCCCAACUGGUUAAUGAGUAUCAUGCUUACUAUCAGUCCUGA
This is a messenger RNA of Penicillium mononematosum, 2442 nucleotides long. RefSeq lists its product as uncharacterized. The coding region runs from base 1 to 2442 and encodes 813 amino acids. Lineage: Eukaryota; Fungi; Ascomycota; Eurotiomycetes; Eurotiales; Aspergillaceae. Gene Ontology annotation, biological process: DNA-templated transcription; positive regulation of transcription by RNA polymerase II. The transcript has 4 exons. The record is from RefSeq and is a predicted model, not a curated record. Gene Ontology annotation, molecular function: zinc ion binding; DNA-binding transcription factor activity, RNA polymerase II-specific; sequence-specific DNA binding.